AUGGCAGCUCCUAAGAAAUGUGUGCUGAUAACAAGCAAAUCAGCAUCCCUUCACAACGAUAUUUUGGGUGGUUACAUUGAUGACUACGUCGGGCUUAUUGAAAAACAGUAUGAUAUCCUUUGGUGGGACGACUUUCUAAAGAAUCCAGAGCUAGGUUUGAAGGUAGAAGGUGCUUUGAUCGGACCAGGUGUACGUCAAAUGAGGUUACCCGAAAAUUUGGACAAAUUCCCCAAUCUGAAAGUGGCUGCAAAUUUUGGAGUGGGCACAGACCACGUCAACGUUAAGUUGUACAACUCUAGAGGAAUAAAGAUUAGCAAUACGCCAAAUGUUCUCAACAAUGCCGUUGCUGAUCACGCCAUGGGACUGAUGCUAGCAGCAGCCAGAAAUACUGUUGAAGGACAUAAGAUGGCAACUGACCCCAACUGUACAAAGUGGCCAAAUGAUACCAACCUGGGGGUGGAUGUGUCAGAGAGUACAUUAGGAAUUGUGGGUAUGGGAAAGAUCGGCAUGAAGGUGGCACAAAGGGCUAAGGCUUUUGACAUGAAAAUUCUGUAUCAUAACAGAACUAAGAGAUCUGAUGAAGAGGAGAAAAGUCUGUCUGCCUUGUUUUGCCCCAAACUACACAAUCUGUUGGCAGAAAGUGACUUUGUUGUGAUCACAUGCCCCCACACUCCCGACACAGAUGGCCUGUUUGGAGAUGCAGAGUUUGACGCAAUGAAGAAAACUGCAAUUUUGGUCAAUGUAGCAAGGGGUAAAAUUGUCAACCAGGAUGCUCUUGUCUGUGCUUUAACAUCGGGUAAAAUAUACAAGGCUGCUUUAGAUGUGACUUACCCGGAGCCUCUACCUCGUGAUCACAAACUGCUCACACUGCCUAAUGUCAUCUUUACACCUCACGUGGCCUCUGCCACACUGCGGACUCGACUCAAGAUGAUCAGCUGUAUGCUGGAGAAUAUCACAGCUGGCAUUGCUGGUCUCCCACUACCAAAUGAAGUCCAUGCCAAAGAAUAACCUCUCAGCUGUGCUGAUUUUGUGGAUGUGGCCACAUUAUAAAACAAACCUAAAAAAGUAGCACCCCUUUGGAGAAAGUGGUGAGACCCAUAUUGUCCAUGGGAUGUAAUAAACUUGGUUUUCAGGUACAGACUUUAUUUGCCCUGCUUUUUUUCCAGAAUGUAUGUUCUGUCCACUCAGUCUGAGCUCUUACGCUUCGAAAAGAUGAUAAAAUAUAUUCCAUAAGACUUUGCUCUAAUUCCAGAAGCUGCAAUUCAGGUCAGCCUCAGUAUUACCAUUAUGUAACAGAGCAACAUAGGUCUUAACCACUUCUCCAAAGGGGUGUUUUUUUUCAGGCUUGUUGAAAAUACAUUGUGUUGUGCAUAACAGGUGAUAACUGGAUAUAACACAUCCUGCGAAAGAUUUAAUUAAAUUUCAUCGGGUGCAAAAGAAAAGUAAAUUUGUUGAAUGACUUUCACAUGUCAUUGAUCAAAUGUAAAGCUAAUGCUGUAGAGUUGACCAGUGGUGUUUUUGAUGGAGCAAGCAUGAUUAAUGGUGUUUUUCAUGGUGACCUACAUGUAACAUUCAGUUUUCCACGGGAUGAAAACCACAAUUUACUUAAUACAUACUUUUAUUAUUGACUUUCUUAUUAUAUUACCAUACCAGCAUCUACAUGUAUAUUGAAUAUAACCAGUGAUGCAAUGUAAAGACAGUUAUAACCAAAGAGGUACUCCAACAGGAAAUACUCAGAGAGAAGUUGUGCUUUCAAGGCAGUUGAUUCUUUGUACUUUUUUAAGUAAUUUCUUUUUCUGAACUAUAGGCAGAAUAUGUAACCUGCUUAAGCACCAUUUUCACCAAUUAUUGACUAAGACCACCUCUUCAGGACAUGGACACAUACUGUUAUUUGAGCGCUGAUAAUGUAAAAAUCCCAACAUUCCAUUUGCCGUGAUCCAUUUUACAGGGGAUAUUUUGUUAUUUUUGAAAACUAUGGUUACAUAGUUUUAUGCCUCUGUUGGGGGUUUACAUAUUUACAUAUCCAUAAACAGUUGUAUAUCCCAAAGUUUGUUAAUAUUAUGGGAAUUUUAUAUGAAUGCAUUGGUGCAAUGCACAGGUUAUAUUAGCCAGUUAUUAUUUUUAUCUCUUUGUUUUGAAAGUAAUUAGAUCAAUAUUUAUCAUUUUACACAUGAUUGUUUAUUUUAACCAAGUUAUUUCUUUAUUUUACUAGUACUUUCCUACUUCUGAAUAAGAGAUAAUAUAUUUCGUGCUCUGACUUACAAAUCCACUAGUCUGCCAGUCACACAUGACUCUUUGGAUCUGGCGGCACUCACCAAACAUUUUAAGUCGUUUUACAAGUUUACAUAUUACAGAAGUGUACCUUUUGCUACUUCACUGUAAACGUAAUUCAGUGGUAUUUUAUCAAAGAAAUCUACAGAAAUUGGUGCUAUUAACUCAAACUAUGCCAUUACCAGAUCAAGCAUGAGGUUUUUCCUUUUGUAAGAGGAAUUUGACUGUUUUUUUAAUCCACAGAAAAAAAAAAAAAAAUUCAACUUGGCUUAAAAUGCUAAAAUGUCCGGUAAACUAGCAUGCCUGCAAAAUGUUGUUUCAGUAAUGUUAAUGACAUGGUUUCACUUCUGUCAGCAUAAUCAGUAAUCUGUUGGAUACAGUAAAGUGAAGUGAAAUGUGUUUGCAUGGUUAUUGUUGUUAUGACCACUGCAAUAACAGGUAUUAAAUGUGUAGACCAAAGAAUGUCUUGCUUUUAAAUUUGUAUUAUUUUUCUUGUAUACAGUUGGCAAGUUUUUCAGUUCUAGUCUUCAUAUGGUUGUAUACACUUGUCAACAAAUUAGUAAUUUUAGUACUAGUAAUAUUUUUUUGAGUGUAUAAAUACUAUUAGCAGGAGAGUACCAUGAAAGGCAUUGAUGGUGACAUCUUUUUAUUUUUUAUUUUGUGACAAUGAUGUAUGGGUGCUUCAAAGGACUAUGAAAUAAUAUCCAGUCAGCAUGUAGAAAACUUCAAAUAUCAUCCAGAGCUUGUUAUUGUCUCUUAUUGAAGUUGUUAUUUUUGUUUACCAAAGAAAAAAAUAUAUAUAUCAGAACUCACUUGAUCUGUUUGUCAUUGGCUUUCAAGCAUAUAAUAAAUACAUACAUAUAGUAAGCUCAACAGGUCUGUGCACAAAACCUGGUUCUGGCAGUACGACAUGCAUUUUGCAAGAUUCUAGCACAUAAAGAAUGGCAGGAUUCCUCUCACCAUAAUGCUGGUUGCCGUCGUAUAAGUAAAAUAUUUUUGAAAACGGUGUAAAAUAAUCAAAUAAAUAAACAAAAACAAAGUAAAGAGGUUUCAAAAUACAGUAUGAAGCACUGUUGAUGUUACAAACAAGUAACCAGUAUGGCAUCGUGAUGUCAUCAUUGCACGUUGCCAUGGUAAUGAAGCCUGCUCAGUAAUCCUAAACUAUCUUCAGUCCAACUGAAUCCUUGAAAUGCAUCAUUCCGUAUGGUUGUUAUGAUUGGAGUUUGGUAGCCAUUGUCUUCUUGCCACUAUCCAUCAGUUUUAAGGAAGUCAGCUUUUCUUAGCCUGAAUGAGUGCUGCACAUUUCUAUGUUUAUAUAGCCUUCAAACAUAUUGAUCAGAGCUUGGUCUACUGACGUGAUUGAGAGACCCUAUGGGAAAUGAUAUUUUCUCAACAUGGUAAUUUUUCUGAGCAAAUGCAGACAAAAAUAGUGCAGCAACAUUCUGUGUGCUGCUAUUAAGUAGGGCCUAAAUAAUAUUAGGUAGAUACAUGAAA
Liolophura sinensis is the source of this 3765-nucleotide messenger RNA. RefSeq names its product glyoxylate/hydroxypyruvate reductase B-like. The transcript is spliced from 4 exons. Gene Ontology annotation, cellular component: cytosol. Gene Ontology annotation, molecular function: glyoxylate reductase (NADPH) activity; hydroxypyruvate reductase [NAD(P)H] activity; NAD binding. The coding region runs from base 1 to 1008 and encodes 335 amino acids. The record is from RefSeq and is a predicted model, not a curated record. Lineage: Eukaryota; Metazoa; Mollusca; Polyplacophora; Chitonida; Chitonidae.